AUGAGCCGUGAACAUAUUAAAUUAGCAAAUCAUGUUCAAGCAAAAAUUCUUCAAAAUUAUGAACGUUAUCUUGGUUUAAAUGAUCAAUUUUCGAGUAGUUCAAGUUCGAUUAGAGACAAUUCAUUUACAAAAAGUAACAAAAAUGAAGUUCAGUAUCAUCAAUCACAUAACAAACUUCCAAAUAUUCGUCCAAUAUCCACAAAUCAUUCAAUGGAUGAUAGAGAAGAACAGUUUUUAGUCUUUGAACAAGAUAGAUCGGAACAAAAAUCAUUAAAUUAUAUGAGAGAAGAGAAAUAUGAAAAAUCAUCAAAUAUAAAACCAAUACAUUCUAUGAAUAAGAAAGAAAUGGAUGAAUUGACACAAUCUAACACUUCAUUCAUAAAUCGUCGACAUCAAGCUGAUCAUGAUAGAAAUAUAUCUAAUAAAUAUUCUGAUAAUCUCAUAUUUCAAAGACAAUUGAAGAGACGAGAUACAUAUACAACCUAUAGUUUAGGUGACAAACUCGACACAUUUCACGAUUCAUUUUUUACCGAUAUGAUCGAUAAUAAUAGUCAAGAAUCUACUGUGAAUAGCGCUCAUAAUAAUCAGAAGGAUCAGUAUUAUUCUCCAUCAUCUACAACAUGUUAUCAAUGUGAACAACAACAAAAAUUACUUGAAAAUGAACAAUAUCGACUAGCAGCAUUAUACGAUGUGAAUAAAAAAUUAAUAGAUGAUCUAAAAAAAUCGUUGACACUUACACGGGAAUAUAAACACAAUAAUGAAAUACUAAAACGAAAUAAUUAUGAAAUUCGUUUACAUCUUGAUUAUCAUCGAGAAUACAUCGAUAAUUUAAAACGACAAAUUGACUUAAUAAAACAUAAAGACAACUAUUCAAAUUCACGACAAACAUCAGAAAAGACUAAUAUUAUCAAUUAUGAUCAUUCGAGACAAAUGAGACACGAAAUGCAACUGUAUAACAAAAUUUUAGCUCAAAAAAAAUAA
Messenger RNA from Didymodactylos carnosus, 981 nucleotides. Lineage: Eukaryota; Metazoa; Rotifera; Eurotatoria; Philodinida; Philodinidae. The record is from the annotation of a GenBank genome assembly.